Gadus chalcogrammus (walleye pollock) is the source of this 4067-nucleotide messenger RNA. RefSeq names its product mucin-2-like. The record is from RefSeq and is a predicted model, not a curated record. Lineage: Eukaryota; Metazoa; Chordata; Actinopteri; Gadiformes; Gadidae. The transcript has 14 exons. Gene Ontology annotation, molecular function: protein binding. The annotation marks the transcript as partial.
GUUCAAAGGUCGGACCGACCCGCCUCAAACACGCGUGUGCGGUGUCGGAUGAGUGUGUGUGUAGCGUGGGUACUUCUUCGAGUUUGUUUUAGUUUUGUUCCGUAUUUAUAUGAUCUGUCGCAUUGUCGCGUCUUGUUUUAAAGAUGUCCGCGGACGCGUCGAAGCGCGGCCACUUGAUCCUCCUGAUCUGUCGUCAUUUAAAGGAGAGCGGGUUGCUGGAUGCAGCUGAGGAGCUGAGGAAGCAUGCACCUCAGGUGGAAUCGGGCACCUCUGCGUCCUUGAUGGACAUUUAUACUUCAUGGUUGGAAAAGUCCAAUGGGUUGACCAAGAGGAGACGGAAAGCAGACCCAAAGAGCAGCAGUGAGACCUCGGACGACGAGGAUGGAGUGACCCUCGCUAAAGGUGGGAUCAAGCCUGCAAGAUGGGAAACAGGAGCUGGUGAUUAUGAUUAUGAGGAGGAGGAGGAGGACAGUGAACUGUUCAGCCAGAGCCUACUUCCACAGACACCGAAAAAAUUAUCGAAUCAAACUCUGGUGAAGACUCGUGGGAGUGCAGUUAAAACUACAGUUCCCAGCAAGCCACAGAGUGGCAGCAGUGAUACGGAUUCAGAGAGCGACGAGGGAACUACAGGGAGAACAAAGCCCCCAGCGAGACCGACCACCCCGACCCAGGCUGUCAAACCCCCAGUGAAGGCAGCGGCUGGUCCUACCAAGUCCAAACCCCCGGCCUCGUCCAGCAGUGAGUCUAGUGAUGAAGAUGGAGCCGCUGAUCCACCGCAGGAGGCCUCCAUCACCACCACCAGCCCGGCUGCUCCAGGCACACUGGCGCCCAAGACUAAAGCGCUCGGAGCCGCUUCUUCAGCCAAGAAGACCCCGCUGGCUGCCGCCACGCCCGCCAAGACCCCCGCUGCCAGGACCCCCGCCGCCAAGACCCCCGCCGCCAAGACCCCCGCCGCCAAGACCCCCGCCGCCAAGACCCCCGCUGCCAGGACCCCCGCUGGAGGCCCCAGGAAGGCAGACAGCGACAGCAGCGAGUCGUCUUCAGACAGCGACGAGGGAUCGCUGCCUGGGAACCAACAGGCAGCCACGCCGACAGCCAAUAGGAAGGCUUCUCCUGCUGCCGCCAGAGCGGCCCAGGCCGCCGAGAGCUCUAGUGAGACGGAGUCCUCGGGGACUGACGAUGAGGCCCCUCCCACCACACCUAAGACGCCCCUCAGAGCGGCCUCUACACCCUCCAAGGCCCCCCCUCCUGCGGCCCCGGGCCCCACUGGGGCCACGCCCUCUGCUGGGUCCACCACUGAGUCCAGUGAGGAAAGUGAUGAUGGGGCCGCCCCCAAAAAACCUCCCGCCACCACGACCGCCCCGGCCGCUCGGGUCACUGCUGCACCCAAGACUAAAGCGGGCGGAGCCACUCCUUCAGCCAAGAAGACCCCGCUGGCCGCCGCCGCCAGAGCAGCCCAGGCCGCAGAGAGCUCCAGUGAGACCGAGUCCUCGGACAGCGAGGAUGAGGCCCCUCCCACCACCCCUGUGAAGACGCCCCUUAGAGCGGCCUCCACACCCUCCCAGACCGCCGCCCCUGGGGGGCAGGGGUCAGUGUCUGCGGCCGUCCCCAGGAGGCCGGACAGCGUCAGCAGCGACACGACUUCAGAGAGCGACCAGGAGACCCCAGCGCCGAUGCCAGCAGUCAAGGCGUCGGCCGCCGGCACCCCAAAGCCUGUGAAGACAGCACCUACAGACUCCUGGACACUCGCCCAGACCGCCACGCCUGCAGCCCCCGGCCCGACCGCUGAACGCCCGGCCGCCUCCAGCCCUGAGUCCAGUGAGGACAGCGGCGACGGAGUCGGCAGACAGACGCAGAUCUUGGAUUACUUCAAGGCCGCCAAAGAAACGCCCGCCACGCCGUCCACCCCGCUGGCCGCCGCCGCCAGAGCGGCCCAGGCCACCGAGAGCUCUAGUGAGACUGAGUCCUCAGGGACUGACGAUGAGGCCCCUCCCACCACACCUAAGACGCCCCUCAGAGCGGCCUCUACACCCUCCAAGGCCCCCCCACCUGCGGCCCCGGGCCCCACUGGGGCCACGCCCUCUGCUGGGUCCACCACUGAGUCCAGUGAGGAAAGUGAUGAUGGGGCCGCCCCCAAAAAACCUAUCGCCACCACGACCGCCCCGGCCGCUCGGGUCACUGCUGCACCCAAGACUAAAGCGCUCGGAGCCACUCCUUCAGCCAAGAAGACCCCGGAGGCUGCCGCCGCGCCCGCCAAGACCCCCGCUGCCAAGACCCCCGCUGCCAGGACCCCCGCUGGAGGCCCCAGGAAGGCAGACAGCGACAGCAGCGAGUCGUCUUCAGACAGCGACGAGGGAUCGCUGCCUGGGAACCAACAGGCGGCCACGCCGACAGCCAAUAGGAAGGCUUCUCCUGCUGCCGCCACACCACUUGGAAAGGCUCACACACCAGCCAAGACCGCCCCCCCUGCAGCCACUGGCCCCGCCCCUCUGGGCCCCCACCCCUCUGCAACGCCCGGCCCUGGGUCCAGCGAGGGAGGGGGGGGCGUCCCCAUGACAACCAUCCGGGACUUCUUCGGCCGGACCACUCCCGCUAAGACUCCAGCGGGGGGGAACAGUGGGGGGGGCUGUUAUACGGUUCCCCCCCCACAGCCCCCGGGCCAGGCUCCACACCCCUGCGCUGAGCCCCCGCCCGCCCGGCCCGAGGCCUCGGAUAGCUCCAGCGACGAGAGCAGCAGCGAUGAUGCCGUGGUCCUCCGCACACCGGAGGCCAUCGGCGCAGGAGGAGCGGCCGCAGAGUCCAGCGAUACGGUGUCCGACAGCGAGGAGGACCACGCCCAGGCGCUAGAAGCCAUGCUGAAGUUCCUCGAGUCGAAAAGGAAAUCCACCCCCAGAGCAGGCCCGCGGACCCCCAAGACCCCCGCCGCAGCGGCGCCCACUUCCAAGCCCCCAUCCAAAGCAAAGCCUAAACCCAACCCUAAACCCUCCGCAACUUCAAGCUCCGCACCGAAGGCCAAGGCCGCCCCGAAGCCCAAGCGGCCCAAGAAAGACGGAGCUCUGAGCUCCAACCCGGAGGCUGGGAAGAAGAGGUCCAGAGCGAUUCCUGGCUCCACAGCUGCCUCUCCUGGCUCUAAGCCCAAAGCUAGCCUCCAAAGUACUGUCCUACAAGCCCCAGCCCCAGUGCCAGACACGGCGAAGACCAUAAAAGUUAAAGACACCCCCGUAAAAGACAAAGCCACCACCAUGAAAAGCAAAGCUCCACCUGUGAUAGGCAAAGCCACACCUGUGAAAAAGACACUGGUGCUGAAGAAGACACCGACGCCAAAAAAGACACAGCCAAAAGAGAAGAGGAAACUGGGUGUUCCUCAGCCCAUGGAGCCAGAGGACGUUCUGUCCAGCGCCCCGCCGAUUCCUGCUUGGAACAACAGUUCUGACUCUGAAGGCAGUCUCGACGUGGAGAAGUGGAAGCGGCUGGUUUUGAAUCUGUCAGUGGAAGACGAAGCCAAGAUGCAGACCAUGGCCGCUUUGGACGCAACCCCGGCCAAGAAGCCGCGCGUCCGGAAGCCCCGGGCCAAGGCCGGGGCCGGGGCUAACCCUAACCCUAACCCCAAGGCCGGGGCCGGCCCUGCUGCGGCUGACCCCACCGGCCAGGCGGUGAAGACGAAAGCCCCGCCGCGGAAGCCGCGCGCGCCUCGGGCUAAAAACGCGUUCCCCGCGGCCCAACAGACCUUCCUCUCUUUCGUACCCGUUGCCACGCCUGCCGGGGCGAAGAGGAAGGGAGCAGACACCGCGAUGGACGGCGUCCAGGCGGAGGAACCGAAGAGGAGGAGGAAGGGCGACUCUGGGGACGGGAAGGAGGAACCGAGGAGGAGGAAGAAGAAGAGCGACUCUGGGGACGGGAAGGAAGAACCGAAGAGGAGGAGGAAGAAGAAGAAGAGCGACUCUGGGGACGGGAAGGAGGAACCGGAGAGGAGGAAGAAGAAGAAGAGCGACUCUGGGGACGGGAAGGAGGAACCCGAGAGGAGGAAGAAGAAGAGCGACUCUGGGGACGGGAAGAAAGAACCGGAG